AUGAGUUUCCUUGAUGAUCCCCUUACCAUAACAGAGGAAGAAAUAAAUGAACUUAAAGAAACUAUAUCAGGACUAACUAAUCAGGAGAGUACAUCAAUAAUAACAAAAAUCAAAGAAUAUUUCAAACAGCAAGAUCCAGUUGAACUAAAUAUUGCUGUGACAGGAGAGUCUGGAUCUGGAAAGUCCACAUUUGUCAAUGCUUUCAGAGGAUUGGGUGAUGAAGAUGAAGACUCUGCUGAAACCGGUGCAGUGGAAACUACCAUGCAACCUACAGUUUACUAUCAUCCAAAAUACCAAAAUGUGAAAUUGUGGGAUCUUCCUGGAAUUGGAACACCAAACUUCAAAGCCAAUAAGUACCUUAGACAGGUUCGGUUUGAACGCUAUGAUUUUUUCAUCAUCAUUUCAUCAGAUCGGUUCAGAGAAUGCCACAUCCAGCUCACCAAGGAGAUCUUGAAAAUGGGAAAGAAGUUUUACUUUGUUCGGUCCAAGAUCGAUCAAAACAUUGUUAUGGAAAAAUGCAAAAGAAGCUUCGACCAAAAAAGGAUCCUGGAUAAAAUUCGGGAGGACUGUAUAAAUGAGCUUAAAAGCAUAGGGAUGGAUGAUCCUGUUGUAUUCUUGAUCUCUAGCUGGGACCUUAGCAAGUAUGACUUCAAUUUUCUGCAGGAGCAGAUGGAGAAAGAGCUGGGCAAAGCAUGGAGACUCUGCAGGCACUGAUUACCUCAGUUUGGUAUAAAGGAUAUUUGACAGGUUCACUCUUAAGUGAACUGCGUGAUGCAACACUUCUUGUAUCUGAAGAUGCUGUUGAGCGUGUUUUUAGCUUUAUACCCAUGA
Misgurnus anguillicaudatus (oriental weatherfish) is the source of this 831-nucleotide messenger RNA. The record is from RefSeq and is a predicted model, not a curated record. Lineage: Eukaryota; Metazoa; Chordata; Actinopteri; Cypriniformes; Cobitidae.